AUGUUCAAUCAGCUCGGCGAUAUCAUGGUCGCUCUGAAGAUUGCUAGGGUUGGCAAACAAAUGCCGCGACUGAGUCUCAAGUUCAUUGAUGAGCUUCUUCACAAGAUCGAGUCCGGUGGUUGCCUACCUUACCACCACACCCACGAUCUACGGGGGUCUCUGCAAUGUAUCUUCUCGGCAGAAGACACCACCCUGACUCCGGAUUUACAAUACAUACCUACCACAUCCCAGGCGGGCAGCAGAUGGUGCAGAUCCAACCGUCAGUCCGUCACUGACCCCCUGCCACUGACGGCCCCCCUGUCUCGUCUUCUGCGUGCCCCCGGACGGUAUGAUUUCAUGGAUCUGGAGCGAAUACGUCACUGCAGGAAGAUGGAGCGUGGAGCAGGAGCGUGGAGCUUGCUUCUGCUUGUCGCGUUGCCAGUUUGCUGCGCGCUCCUCGUCUGCGUAUGGCACCUCCCACAUCCCACCAGCCAACCACCACCGACAGCAAGCAGCAAGCACCACAUCACAAGCUCAUCUCAGCCCCUCCCUCUCUUUCUUUCUGCUACCUACUUUGUAGUUGCCAGCAGCAGCACCAGGGAAAGAGUACUUGCCGGCUUCGGUCUGCCUCGACAUCCAGCUGAUGCCUGGUGUGCCUCUUUGAUCCCCCUUCUGCCGAUGCAAGUCAGAAUCAUCCGCGCAACUUUGCUCUGGCCUUCUGCGCUUGAUAAUCGACGAGAACCUCUACAUCAUCACUCGCGUCUCCCUCAGCCAGCUGGCAAGUCCAGCACUUUGCUCAAACCCUCGGGCCUCUACUCCCUCUACACCAUCGUUUACAAGACGGGAUCGACCUAUUGGGCACGGCGCAGAUCCGCUGCCUUAACGGAUACCGGGCACUCGUCAAAGCUGUGCUCCCCCUCCAUCCCACGGUACAUCCCAAAGUCGACUGUUUCUCCCAAGCGACGCGGGGCCGAGCUGGAGUCGCCCUCGGGUUGCGACCACAUGAUUAGCUGCCACACCCAAGGCCAUGGACUCAACCAUCCGGUUUACUGCCCCGUUUCGGGUCACCACCACCUACCUCCUUUGCUCCUCGCUUGGUUUUCUGCUGGCCUCGCCUGGAUACACCUUGACAAGCACACAAGCAAGGCCUUGGUUCAUGAUUUACCCGCCUGUCUAUCUGUAUCCGUAGUGUACCUCAUCGCCUCUCUAUCUCUUCUCCUAACUCUGUACGGUAUACCUGAUACUGAUACUCAGAGGGCUGACUUUUCGGUGAAGCAGAUCAGGACAGGAUUUGGGGAAGUUGUUAUUCUCGGACCUCACGUUGCACAUCACAAAUCAACACUCUCUCGCCCUUUCUCACUUCUCUUCCUCUUGAGACAGACCCCUUCUUCUCUUCAUAUCUUCCCCUGCGGACCAACCUUUCCCUUUUCAACCCUCAUCCUCCGUCCGUCACCCACGUUCUCGUUCCCGGGACCCCUGCUACAUCUAGAACCUCGCAGCCUCUCCUCUGAUGCCACAUCUUUAUUGCUCGUCCCAAUACAUCUAUCGCCUACCCGCAAGAGCGCACUAUCUUAG
Messenger RNA from Colletotrichum lupini, 1554 nucleotides. RefSeq lists its product as uncharacterized. The record is from RefSeq and is a predicted model, not a curated record. Bases 1 to 1554 code for a protein of 517 amino acids. The transcript has 12 exons. Lineage: Eukaryota; Fungi; Ascomycota; Sordariomycetes; Glomerellales; Glomerellaceae.